Molecule: messenger RNA, 679 nt
Organism: Cryphonectria parasitica EP155
Lineage: Eukaryota; Fungi; Ascomycota; Sordariomycetes; Diaporthales; Cryphonectriaceae
Exons: 3
Coding region: 323-679 (118 amino acids)
Source: RefSeq, a predicted model, not a curated record
GCAGGCGGCACAUGAACAAGAAGAAGAAACAGAAGAGAGGCCUGCGGCGAGCCGAACCGUCUCGUCGGCCGAGCAGGACCAGGAACAACAUGCGGAGCCUGAGUCGGUAAACCGCAACGCCCAGGCUGACUCCGAGAAUGACGAGGACGAUGACGAGCCAAACCACGAGGAGGUAGAUGACGAGGAAGAAGAGGAGCCGCAGGACGACGGCUUCGGCGGGGAGGAGGAAGACGAGGAAGAGGACGAGGAGGAGGACCAGGACGAGGACCAGGAUGAGGACCAGGCCGUCGAGAACGAGCACGAGCCAGAGCCAGAGCCAGAGAUGCAGCGCGAGGACGCAUCGACUCCUGCUUCUGAGGAGCACCAGCCCGCGACGCCCAAGGACAACGAGGAGACGCCGUACUGGCAGCAGGGCGGCGAGCAGGCGUCCCGCGAGCAGGAGCAGCAGGUCGCCGCGCCCAAGAAGAAGAAGAAGAACCCCCUCAAGCUGAGGCUGGACCUGAACCUCGAGAUCGAAAUCGAGCUGAAGGCCAGGAUUCAUGGUGACCUGGAGUUGGCUUUGCUAGGGGCCCCCAGACUCGCCAUGUCGUCGUCACAGUCGUCGGCAUCGCAUCUUGUCGUCGAGCACGCUGAGCUCUCGAUUACCGCUGCAUCAACCUCCAAAGGGGCCUCCUGCUAA